Schistocerca cancellata (South American locust) is the source of this 2326-nucleotide messenger RNA. It is a transcript of the gene Arr1, whose product is annotated as arrestin homolog. The transcript has 8 exons. Lineage: Eukaryota; Metazoa; Arthropoda; Insecta; Orthoptera; Acrididae. The record is from RefSeq and is a predicted model, not a curated record. The coding region runs from base 50 to 1198 and encodes 382 amino acids. Gene Ontology annotation, biological process: signal transduction; G protein-coupled receptor internalization. Gene Ontology annotation, cellular component: cytoplasm. Gene Ontology annotation, molecular function: G protein-coupled receptor binding.
UGUCUUGUGCAGAUUCCUUAAGAAGGCGUGAGUGAGCCAUUUAGCAACAAUGGUUGUAAAUUUCAAAGUUUUUAAGAAAUGCUCUCCAAAUGGAAAACUUACAUUAUAUUUGGGGAAAAGGGACUUUGUAGACCAUAUUACUGGCACUGAACCAAUAGAUGGUGUAAUUUUACUUGAUCAGGACUACAUAGAUCAAAGAAAAAUUUUUGGCCAGGUUAUAUGCAGUUUCAGAUAUGGCCGUGAAGAAGAUGAAGUUAUGGGACUUAAUUUCCAAAAGGAUCUUUACCUUGCCUCGGAACAGUUGUAUCCACCUCCAGAAAAAUCAGAACAUGGUCUGACUAAACUCCAGGAACGUCUCUUAAAGAAACUUGGACCAAAUGCAUUUCCAUUUACUUUCACGCUACCACCAAAUUCUCCAGCAUCAGUGACAUUGCAACCCGGAAGAGAGGAUGAAGGUGAACCCUGUGGUGUGAAAUAUUUUGUGAAAGUUUUUUCUGGAGAUUCUGAAACUGACCGAACUCACAGAAGGAGUACAGUAGCACUUGGCAUAAGAAAAGUACAAUAUGCACCCUCAAAACAAGGCCGCCAACCAUGUACUGUUGUGAGGAAAGAUUUUAUGCUUAGUCCUGGUGAGCUUGAACUGGAAGUAACUCUAGACAAACAGGUUUACCACCAUGGAGAAAAAAUUGGUAUCAAUAUUUGUAUUCGAAAUAACAGCAACAAAGUUGUUAAGAAAAUUAAAGCAAUGGUUCAACAAGGUGUUGAUGUUGUACUUUUCCAAAAUGGCCAAUACCGUUCUGCUGUUGCAAGUGUUGAAUCACAAGAAGGUUGUCCUGUAAAUCCUGGAUCCAGUCUCCAGAAAGUAAUCUACCUAAUACCUACAUUAGAGUCUAAUAGAGGAAGACGAGGUGUUGCUAUGGAUGGCACUCUCAAACACGAAGAUGUUACAUUAGCAUCAACAACUCUACUUGCCUCUCCAGAUCAUCGAGAUGCAUUUGGAAUAGUGGUGUCAUAUUCCGUGAAAGUGAAACUUUAUCUUGGUGCUCUUGGAGGUGAACUUGUUGCAGAACUACCGUUAGUUCUUAUGCAUCCUAAGCCAGAAAAGAUGAAAGCUGUACAUGCAGAUAGUCAAGCUGACGUAGAGACAUUUCGACAGGAAACCUUUGAUGGUGACAUGACAAAUGCUGCUAAAUGCUGACGUGAUAUCUCUGAUACUGUCAUGCAAUGCAUUCUACAAAUUUAAGCAAAAAUAAAUAUAAAUAAAUAAAUGAGAUCAUCACAUAUGAUACUGAUAAUUAAGGAUUUGUCCUCAUUAUAACAAAAUCAUUAUUAGACCAAUAGGCCAUCCUGAGCACUCAAAAUUGUCUUUUAAACAGCUGUUUUGAUUUCUUUUACGGUUUUUGAUUGAAGUGAGAAGAAAACUAUAUUAUAUCUGAAAUGUAUUAACGUAAGCAUGAAUCAGUGCAAAUACUAUCAGCAUAAACAAAUACACUGGUCACAAGUUGUGAUGAGGAACAAUUGUAUGGAUGAAAUGUCAAAUGAAAAAUAAGUCUGUGACAAAAUGUGAAGAGAAUGCAGUCACAUACUUAGAGAUGAGCACAGAGAGGGAUAAAAAGAGAUAUAACUAAGAGGGGAAAAAAGAUCAGUACAAAUAAAGGGAUGAGAGAACACAAAAAAGAAAAUGAAGAAUAUGUAAACCAGGAAAUGUGCACACAAACAUCUUUCCUGCCUAUAUUUCACACCACAUUUCUGUCCUUUACUAAUCUUUUUUCAUGUUUGCUCUAUUCUCUGAGGAAUUCACUGCAUUCUCUGCUAUACAGCAUUAGUGGCUAUCAUGCCAUUUUUACAUUGUGAUGCAAUUAUUCAUUAUGUCCAUAUUUUACUUAUAUCCUUCAGUGCAUAUUGCAUUUCUGUUAGCACAAAAUUUAGACUAUUUUUCAGUUACUUUUGUUUUCUUCUUGAAGUUCCUCUUCCUUUAUUUUUCACAAUUUAAUUUAAAAAUGAGCAAUUGUUUCUAAAAGUUUUAGAAACAGUCAUUAGUUUUAUUGGCCUUUUCUAGCCAUUGCAUCCACUGAAAAUGGUACAAUUUCUUUCAUUUAUAUGAUCAUUUAAAAAUUCAUAACCACAGUGCAACUACAUAGCUUGCAGUCUCUAAGCAUCAGGGAAUAUCAAUUUAAUUCUAUGAGCCUUGAAAAAAAAAUCAAUUUCUUAUCUGCUUAAUGUAAGUUGGGGAGGAGGAGUAUAAAAGUGUAAAUUAAAAUUAAAACUUGACUGGAAAAUUGUGUACUUAUAUAACUGGAAUAAAGAAAAACUUUGUUGAAUAAAA